Molecule: messenger RNA, 1097 nt
Organism: Belonocnema kinseyi
Lineage: Eukaryota; Metazoa; Arthropoda; Insecta; Hymenoptera; Cynipidae
Exons: 4
Coding region: 1-693 (230 amino acids)
Source: RefSeq, a predicted model, not a curated record
AUGCAAUCUUUCAACAAGAUUGAUGUAGUUAAAGUGAUCAUAAUAGCAUUGUUCUCACUUCGCUAUACCAGUAGCCUUAAUCACGGUUUAUCGCACAACAACGCAGCACUUUCGAGAACAAAGCGAUACUUAGUUUUUUCGCCAACUAGUGAUUUAGCCAUAACGAAAGUGCAGUUAAUUUUUGGCCUUGGUUUACCCAUGGAGGUCGACGUCAGUACGAUUAUUGGAUAUGUGAUGAAAUGUAAUUAUGCUUUGCCCUCCAACACUUCGUACUUGACAAAUCCAUACAUUCGGCAUGCCAGAUCGAUGAAAUAUGACGGAAAAAUAUUGGAAAACUUUCCAUCGGCGUCUCACGAAAAGGAUCGAAACGCAGUGGCCGGCGAAACUAUGACUCGGUAUGAAAUUUAUAAAAUGGUAGAGAGCAUUAUAGAUACUUUUCAAUCGGGAAAAGCUUGCUUAUUGAAAGCUAUUUGUGAAUCAGCAGGGACGUCUUUGAGUGGCGAAGCUGAUAUUUUUGCGCAGAUUCUACAUGCUUUCCUCACACCAUCUACUACGUUUGAAAAUUAUAAGGAUUCUACUGAUCAAGAAUAUCACGCAGCCGAGAUUAUUGGAAGAAAAGAAUCCAACCAAUGCACAAAUUUAUUCCCGGAAUGCGAAAAUAGCAUUUUAGACUACUUUACCGAAGUUUUGUGAAAAAAUUAUUCAGAGGAUGACUUAAGUGGUGCAUAAGAAAAAAUCUAGAUUCAAAGUUGCUUCUUUCAGUUUUAGGGACUAUUAGUUCUUCCUUCUUAAAUUCACUUAAAUUAUGUAUUAAAUAGGGUUGGUGCAGGUCAAGGAAUUCGUAAAAGUCAGGAAAAAUCAGGGAAUUUUAAACGGGUCUACAGAUGCCAGUGAAAAACUAAAAUAAUCUGAAAGCUUGCGAUAAACUUGAGUUUAUUAAAAUUUCAUAUAAAUUCUGUUAAUUAAAUAAAAGUCGAAAUCUUUAUGGAAUUAGAUUGAGAAAAGUUGAUUAAAAAGUUAAACUCAUUUGGUAAACAAUUCAUCAAUUUGGUCAAACAUUAACUUUUAGCAGAAAAUAUAUCUCUUCAGUUUGAAAA